CAUUGCUGCCGCCUUCUCGGAGUUCCUCGCCGAAGGAAGGGGCAGAAAAUGGAGCUUGGAGAUAGAGGACGAGAGGCAGAGGGAGACCUUUCCCAUGAGGUGGAGGCAGGCAACAGGAAGCCGGGAAGAGUCAUUCACUUUGCCAGCGGAGAGAUGAUGGUUGAGAGCAGCAGUGAGGAGGAGCUGGAAGAGGAGCAGGAGCAGCUGGUGCAGCGAAUUGACCCGUCUACACUGCCCUGGAGGCACUUCCUGUGGUUCUGGAUGGUACACUUUGCCAGAAGAUCCUUAUUCACCUGUGACUUUCUUGGAGAGAAACUGGCUGACUUCUUUGGACUGACGACAGCCAAGUACCAGUAUGCUGUGGAUGAAUUCCUCAGUGUUCAAGACCAGAAAGAAGAUGAAGAUGGAGAAGAGAUCACAGAAAUGGAGGAGGUGGAAUUUUAUGAGAGGAAGCAUCUCCCCCUCCAGACAUCUGAAUAUGGGACUUUACAUACAGCAGAGUGCCCAGGAAUCAAUAGCAGAGCUGAAUGCAAGCACCAAGUAACAUACAGCAACGAAGUACUGGAAGACAACUAACCUCAUCUCGAUCUAAAACUCCUCAUGUAUAAUUUCCUCCCUUGUCAAUAGUUGCAGCUCUUGAAAAGAGAUUGACAUGAGUGCAUAAACUGGGACAGAAAGUAUCUCCUGUUUGCGCCUCCUCUCCCAUAGGGGAUGCUCUCACAAGUUAUGUAUGCACCCGUCACUGCCAACCAGCCUGGAACAGAGUCAUGUGGCAGCAUAGUGGUCAAGUCCCAGUUAUCAACACAAAAUAUGGACUCUGCUUCUCUCUUGGCAGAUGCUGCCUGAUCUACUGACUGUUUCCAGCACUAUUUUGUUAUUGGAAUUCUAGCACCUGGAAUUGGCAGAAUUUAAAUCUUGUCAUGACAACUGAGUCAUUAAGGAUCAUUCAAAGUGACCAUCAAACAUGUUCUCUGGAGAAAGAGAUUAGUUGUCCUUAUCUGGUCUGGGCUACAGAGUUUAAGAUUCAAGUUUAUUUUAUCAUGCGUACUUUGAAACACAGUGAAAUGCAUUGUUUCUGUUAACAACCAGUACACCCAAGGAUAUGCAAUUCCAGAGUAUUAACUCUUAAUAACCUUGAGUUCAGGGGCAAUGAAGGAUGAACAAUAAAUGCUGGUAGUGCCAUUGUGUUCACAUUCCCUGAGUAAGUAGAUGAGAAACGUUCCAAGGGUGUUUUUUGUGCCUAAAAAAAAUGCAAGUGCGGAAAAUCUGAAAAAAAAAAGUGCUGGAAACACUCCAAAGAUCAGAUGGCAUCAGUGGAGAGAGAGACAAUGACAAUGUUUCACUUCGAAGACCCUUACUCAGAACUUUGUGCUUCAGAUUAGCUGCUGAUAAACUGUAAGAAACAUCAAGAUGAAGCUCUAUUCUGCCCUUGUUUAUUGUUUCAAAGCUCAAAAUUCAAAGUAAAUUUGAAGAAGAGGUGAAAGUAGACAUUGGACCGCUGGAAAACAUUGCUGGGGAGGUAGUAACAGGGGACAAGGAAAUGGUGGACUGUGUGAAUAAAUAUUUUGCAUCAGGGUUCACUGUGGAAGACACU
This is a messenger RNA of Mobula hypostoma (lesser devil ray), 1594 nucleotides long. Its product is annotated as protein FAM177B. The record is from RefSeq and is a predicted model, not a curated record. NCBI's taxonomy places the organism in Eukaryota, Metazoa, Chordata, Chondrichthyes, Myliobatiformes, Myliobatidae. The transcript has 5 exons. Bases 49 to 576 code for a protein of 175 amino acids.